Messenger RNA from Ctenocephalides felis (cat flea), 2664 nucleotides. RefSeq names its product integrator complex subunit 7-like. Gene Ontology annotation, cellular component: integrator complex. Lineage: Eukaryota; Metazoa; Arthropoda; Insecta; Siphonaptera; Pulicidae. Gene Ontology annotation, biological process: snRNA 3'-end processing. The record is from RefSeq and is a predicted model, not a curated record.
AUGUUGGCUACAAGAUACAUAGAAUCUGGUUUAGGAGAACCCGAGCAAGAUGCAAAUACAGCUCUUACAGAACUCGACAAAGCCCUUAGGGCCACAAAAAUAGGCGAUCAAUGUGAGGCUAUUGUUCGUUUUCCUAGAUUAUUUGAAAAGUAUCCAUUUCCCAUUUUAGUUAACUCUUCACUAUUAAAACUCGCUGAAGUUUUUCGUGUAGGUAAUAAUAUUUUACGUUUAUGGAUAUUGAAAGUUUGUGAACAAACUGAUAAACAUUUAGACAAAAUUUUAAAUAUUGAUGAGUUUGUUCGACGUAUUUUCAUUGUGUACAGUUCUAAUGACCCAGUAGCUCGUGGAUUGGCUCUUAGGACUCUAGGAGCCGUUGCUAGAAUUAUUCCUGAAAAAGAACAAGUCCAUCAUGCAAUUCGCCAAUCUUUAGAUAGUCAUAAUUCAGUGGAAGUUGAUGCUGCAAUAACAGCAGCUAUGCAGUUUGCAGCUCAGAGUAAAACAUUUGCUGUGUCGAUGUGUGGUAAAAUGUCAGAUAUGAUAGAAGGACAAGCCACUCCAGAUAAUAGGAAACUACAGUUGAUUCCAAUUCUACAAUACAUGCAUCAUGAUGCCAAAACGGCUGCUUUAGUUCGUACACUUUGUUUGAAUUUACUAUCAAAAUACCCUGCUGAGGAAUUCAUCAUAACAACUUUAGAAUCUUUAACGCAAUUAUCAAUAUCAACAAUGGUUGAUGUGCCUGCCCAAGUUUCAUUGCUACUUCUAUACCUUAAAGAUCCUAGAACUUUAGUUAGAUCUAGAACGCUGCAAUGCUUGAAAAGAUCUUGCAGUAAAAGGUGCUUUCAUCCGAAUGGAGAGACAAGCUGCUGUGCUUUAGAAGUUAUCACAUGCAUUUUAGGGCAUUAUUAUAAAGAGAACAAAGGGGCUGAAUUAAAAUUACAGAUAGUUGAGUACAGCAUAAAGAAUCAGUUAGAAGUUCAGUUAGUAACAGCAAAAACUGAAAAUAUUUUAGUGCGAAUAUUAAAAUGUGCCGUUCAGCUUGCUGCUUUAAGUGAAAACUAUUCUAAGUAUUUUACUAAAUUUAUGUUCGGUAUGCUGAACCAGACACCUGGAUAUUCAGUUGCACAAUGUUUGCUUGUCACUGAAGCUUUAGCUGCAAUUAGUGCAAAUUCACGAGAUGAUAAUCCCUUACUGAUUUAUUUAUCUGAUAUAAUGAAAAUACUAGAAAAAAAUACAAAUAUUAAUUACACCAAUGAUAAAGAAACUCAAUUUAUUGAAAGAUUGUUUACAUUGAUAUUACAGAUAUCGCUAAUUACUAAACUUGAAAUGAGACACAAAGAGCAAAUGAACAAAACUUUGGAGACAGUUUCAUUAUGGUCUAAAUAUAAAAUUGCUCGAUGUUGUGCAAGAUAUGGACAUCAUGAGAUGAGCUUUCCGUUGUGGAAAUGCUUAUCAGAAGAAGUAUGGUCAGAACAUUCACAUUUCUGGUUUGAUGCCCUUUACGAAAUGUCUCUGGGAGAAUCCAUUUUGCAAGGAGCAGAAAAUGUUUCCAAUUACCUCGAAGGUGUGAAUGCAUCAACGAAUAGAUGCAUACCCGAUAUCUUAAAUCAAUCUAUAAUUCACUACAAUCGUGCCGUGACCGCUAUGACAGCUGCUAGUUCUACAGCUAUACCUAUGUCUUUUCAAAUAGAUUAUUUAAAACUAAGAUUAGAGUUCUUACAAACUUUGCUGCAAGUGACAUUAUGCUGUUAUUUGGUCUACACGCCUCCGGCUUAUAUCAGCCAGUCCGUCGCACAAGUUAACAAAGAUGAAUUGUUAAGAUAUGGACCAAUAAUUGUGGAACUUCGUAAAUGUGUUCCUUUGCUUAAGAAAAAUGAGGAAGCAUAUAUAAAUUUGUAUCAAAAAUCAUUUGAUGCAGACCCUGCUACUUUGGAUUUACUGCAAUUGUUGAGGUACCGAAGUAAUGUUCUUGCCACUUCCAUAGAACGUAUGUGUUACACCAGAGAUGUUCAUUUUGAACAACUAACCACAAGCUAUAUUACAAAUCCAGAAAGACGCAGUUUGCUUCAACAUUGCAACAUGAUAAUGGAUAUAUCUGACAAAUUUCAGGCAAGUCUUGUACCAGGUGUUGCUAAAAUGAUAACUCCUAAAAACUGCGCAUGCAUGCCUAGAUUUUUCUUCCAGGUUCUUCGUACUUCGUUGAAACUGAAUAUCACUCCUGUCCCCAGAGUUCAAGGAGAACCCAUAAAUCAUGUUCCAAAUACCCAUCUAGUAGUAAAAGUUGAAGGUAUAGUCCAAUACACACUGGCGGCAAAAUCUACUUUUCGCACAGUGGCGCAGAUACAUCUAAUUGAAUUCAGUGCUCCAACUAAGCUGGGCGCAAAUAUUGAUGUAAAGCCAUCAGAUGCGAGUCAAUUUUUAUCUCAGACUGUUAAGCCUAACCAUGACUAUUUCUCGGGGAGUUUUUUGUUGACUUUAGGAAAUCCAGGAUUAUGGGUAGCAAAUAUCGAAGCAACUAUCAUCGAUGAAGAUGGAAAAGUUUGGAAGAACGGCUGCAAGGGUUCACUUACAAUUAAAGUUUUGGAUGAUUCAUCUAAAACCACAUCAGGGUCAGUGACUAAUAAGAUAAUUGUUACUUGGAAAUAUUAUUAUGAAAUAAAUAGCUAA